AAUAAUAAAAAAAAAAUCAAAAAAAAAAUAAAUAUAUAAAAGUUAAAAAAUAAAAUGGCUGAUAAACUUGAAGAAAACGAAAUUCUUGAUUAAGAUGGAGAAUAGGAAGAAGACGAAGAAUAAAUGAAAAAAAAAGGAAACGAAAAAUUAUUAUACUUAACUUAAAAAGGUCAAAUAGAAGAUUUAAAAAAAAUAUUAGAAAAAAAACAAUAUUCAAAUAUAAAUAUAGAAGAUAAAAAAAAAUGGACACCUUUAGUAUGGGCAAGUUGUAAAAACUAUGUAGAUAUAGUUCGAUUAUUAUUAUCAUAUGAUGCUCAUAAAUAUUAUUUAGAAGAAAACUAAUAGGAUAAAAAAACUACAUUAGGACAUAUAAAUAAUUAAUGUAAAUAAUCGCCUUUAUAAUGGUCUACUUAUAAAGGAAAUAUUAAUAUAGUAUGGCUUUUGUUAAAUAAAGGUAUUUCUUGGGAAGAUACUGAUUCUUUUGGAAAUAAUUGUGUACAUUUAGCUGCUAGUGGUGGAGAUCUUAAAGUUUUUUAAUGUUAUAUGAUGUUAGGGGUUGAAGUUGACGCUUUAAAUUCUAGAGGACAUAAGGCUUAUGAUUUAGCAACAAAUGAACAUAUAAAAGAGUUAAUUAAAAGCCAUAAAUAAUCUAAAACUUGUGCAAAAACAGGAGAAGAAUUUAAUUCUUAUAUAAAAAAACAUUGGUGUUCUACUUGUCUAAAGUUCUUUUGUGAUAAAGCUUAUAGAAUUGAAUGGAGUUGGGAUACACAUGAAAGCCAAGAAAAGGAAAGAUUAGAUGGUAAAUGUAUAUCUUGUUGGGAAAAUAUUGCAUAAAAAUCAGAAGGAUUAAAGGAUAAAAUGAAAGAAUAUGAAUAUAAAGGUUUAAGUGAGAAAUUAUAAGAAAUAGAAGAUUUUGGAAUUGAAAUUGAUUUAAAAUUAUUAAAUGAAGCUAAGGUUAUUUAGGAAAGAUUAAGAACUUAAAAUUAAAUAAAAGAUUUCAUUAAUUCUUUGAAAAUAGUUGAAAAUUAUAAAACUAUAUUAAAAAGUGCUAAUAUUAUUGCAGAAAUAAGGGAAAAUGCUAAAUAAAGAGGUGUUUAAUUAGAUUAAGAUAUACUCGAGUUAAUGUAAUAGUAAAUUGAUAGAUUAGUUUCGGAAAGAAAUCUUAGAUUUGAAUUAGAUAAUAUAGACGGGGGAGAUUGUAAUCCGGAAUAAGUGAAGAAUUUAGAAAAUCUAAUUAAUAUUGCAAAAGAAAAAGGAGUGGCGUAAAACUAUUUAGAUGAUGCUGAAGUUUUAAAAGGAAAAAUGGCUAGGUCUAUUUAAUGUUCUGAUAUAUUUAAAUAAUUUUGCGAUUAUCCAGUUAGGCCUGAAUAUAUAGAACCGAUUUAUAUAGAUAGGAAAACUUAAAAACCUUUUGAUCCUAUUACUAAAAAACCUGCUGAUUUAAAACUUUUGGCAGCCCCACCGAAAAAAUCAAAAAAGAAAGUUCCAAAAUAUAUAACUCCGGAAUGGUCGAAUAAUUUAGAUGAAUUUAUGAAGGUUAUUAUAACUAUUGAAGAAUUGUUAAAAUAAGCUGAAGAAUUAGAUCUUAAAAAAGAAUUUAUUGAUAAAUGUAAUGAAUAAAUUAUUAGAAUGAGAAAAGAGCAUAAACAUAGAAAAGGACAUGAGUUAUAAGAUAAAAUUGUUGCCGAAUAUAAAGCUGCAUAGAAGAAAAAAAAUGAUUUUUAUAUAAAUAUUUAUUUUAACUAAAUUAAAACAUUACUUUAAUAGAAAAAUCCAACUGAUAUUAAGAAUAAGGAAUAUUAAUAUUUUUGUAAUCUGAAUAUUUUAGAAAAAUAUAGACUCUAACCUUGA
Molecule: messenger RNA, 1851 nt
Organism: Ichthyophthirius multifiliis
Lineage: Eukaryota; Ciliophora; Oligohymenophorea; Hymenostomatida
Exons: 4
Molecular function (GO): protein binding
Source: RefSeq, a predicted model, not a curated record